UCAUCACCCUCUUAACAGCAGGACCAACAAUCUCUCUAUCAUAACCGACUCUGGAUCACAAGUCGGGUCUAUUCUUUGGUCCACUCAUCGCCUCAAGAAGAAACUGGACCCUAUUUUCUUCACGCAUCCGUUUGAAACAAAAAGCAUCCCGAAGAAAACAGAGAACUCAGUUCCGAGUACAUUAUGAGACAACUCUCCGUUUAGAUAACCUGGAAAACUUUUUUCUGGAUACCACCGCCGUGAGCAGUUCUUCGAACUUCACCAGAUCUAUUAAGGAUCCACCUUUGGACUUGAAUGAAAGCCUGCAGAGAAUCGAACAUGCGUAUCAUUGGUUCUACCGAGUUUGUGACGAGUGUGUUGAUCUCGUUCAUCCUGCUCAUCGUCGCUCACGUUGUGGAACCCGGAGUCAUCCCCUCGAGGUCGUCGUCGGCGGCGUCACACCGGAAGCAGUCGCAAUCAUUGCCAUCGCAAGAUGACCUGUCAGAAGAACAGGCCAUGAAUUUCUUAAAAGACUACGGGUAUAUCGAAAUACAACUAGCAAAGAACGCAUCUGAUGGCGAUGGUAAAAUAUCAUCAGACCAAGCGAAGAUGCCGUCCUCAACACAAUCAACAGACCGAGGACAGUCAAAACCUGACAACGCCGACUGGAAAAAGGGCAUCAAAGCUUUCCAGAGACGUUACCACAUACCGGUCACCGGGCAGAUUGAUUCAGCUACUAAAGAACUCAUGACUAAGCCCAGAUGUGGCGUCCCUGACUACCAAGUUCAGAUCAAGCAAACCGGCGACGGAAAAAGCCAGGACGUAUCCUCGUUAACAGAUGAAUCGAAACAAUCGGCAGAAGAAGACAAGUCUGGAAUUGUGACUUCUCCAGCUAUGAUCACAUCCACGGUAAUAGACGGUAAGCAGUCGGGGAAAUCAUUCUUAGACCCUUUAAGCGAAAGUGCGAAAUCUGGCAAGGGAAUGAACAAGUUCCCAUAUCGACCGCCCUCUGUGCCUGAAGUAAAGCCAUCUCCUGAAGACAUUUCAUGGGGUCAGUACUCAAUCGUAGAGGUCAGCUCUGAAGACGAUUUCGAAGAUUCUGAUAUGGUCGAUGAGGAGGACGUCGAAGACGUUCCGACGACGCCUUUCCCAGAAGAAGAAAUCGACGGAACGACGAUGUUGACUUACACCGUCACCGAAGUCGUAUCGGCUUUGGUCAGUGAGCUUGAUUCCAAGACAGCACCUUCAACCCCAAAGUAUCCUCUAAGUGACAAUAAGGACAAAGAUGAGUUGAUUGGGCCUCGCCCCAAACGUGACAUUCGAGAACUUCUCCGACAGAUGAUUAGCGAGUCAAAUCAUAGACAGCGACGCGACUCACAGGCAGGUGGUCAGCCAUCCUCAUCGUCGGGUUCAGGAUUGAGAUUUUCUGCCAGGGAUCUUCCAAUCACCUGGCGAGUUCUGGAUGAUUAUCCUUCUCAGUAUAUCUCUGAUACAUCGAGUAUUUUCACAGCAGCUUUCAGGAGAUGGGCAGAGGUCACGCCGCUCACCUUCAGGGAGCAGACUUCAGGUGACGUCCUCAACGUCGAUAUCUACAUCGCCUUUGCUAAUUCAAAUGAUCUUUCCGACUUCGGAGACCACAGAUGGUCAUCAGGGCAGUUGGCUCUCUCGGACGUGGCGAGUAGUCACAUAUUCUUCAACGAUAAUAAGCUCUGGACAGACAGGUCUGACCAAGACUACAACCUGCAGUCGGUGGCCACCCAUGAGAUCGGUCAUUUCCUAGGGUUAGGUCACAGCACCAAUGUUUCCUCCAUCAUGUAUCCGAUCUAUCGCUCUUUUGAUGGAAAGGUGACCAUAGACAGUGAGACCAAAACUGCUGUUCAGGAUAUCUAUGGAACAUGCAAUAACUCGUUAGACACUGUUUUCGACUGGAUGAGGUUGAGUUCGAGCAACCAGUGGACAUACACCACCUACUUCGUCCGAAAUAGAUGGAACUGGGUGUACGUAAACUCCAGGAGCGAGGUCAAGUAUGCUGAGCCAAAGCUCCUCAGCAGCCGCUUCAACGGUGUACCCGACGAUCUGGAUGCCGUGGUCCAAAACGUUGAUAAACCAAGAGACGAGAUGUACUUCUUUAAAGGCAAUCGAUAUUGGAGGUUCAACCACGCAAGCAAAUCAGCUUACACUGGCACAUACGAGGGUGUUAACUGGCCGACGAACGGUCGGCUUAUCUCUGAAGGUUGGCCAGCUAAAUCUGGUUCCAAUACCCGUAUACCUGACAACAUCGAUGCUGCCUACUAUGAUAAGAGGGAUAAUAAUUACUACUUCUUCAAAGGGAGCCAGGUUUAUGCAUACGACGUGGAAGAAGGUGGCUGUUGCGGAGACAACUACCCUAUGCCUAUCAGCACUGCCUUCCCCGGCGAGUUUCCUUAUAUCUCACCUUUAGAGGACAAUCUCGACGCAGCUUAUUAUUCAAUCAAACACAAGAAGUUGUUUUUCUUCAAGGGUGCCCAUUAUUGGGAGCACGCAACAUUUGACCCCUCUGCAUCCACGAUAUACAACAAAGUCAAAGAGCGAGCCUCUUGGGAUACAAGGUGGCGUGACGUUUGUGACGUAGAAUAGAAGCGCAUGGCGUCA
Messenger RNA from Strongylocentrotus purpuratus (purple sea urchin), 2610 nucleotides. Its product is annotated as matrix metalloproteinase-21-like. The transcript has 6 exons. Gene Ontology annotation, molecular function: zinc ion binding; metalloendopeptidase activity. The coding region runs from base 295 to 2595 and encodes 766 amino acids. Gene Ontology annotation, cellular component: extracellular matrix. The record is from RefSeq and is a predicted model, not a curated record. Lineage: Eukaryota; Metazoa; Echinodermata; Echinoidea; Camarodonta; Strongylocentrotidae. Gene Ontology annotation, biological process: collagen catabolic process; proteolysis; extracellular matrix organization.